Messenger RNA from Ceratina calcarata, 7843 nucleotides. RefSeq lists its product as uncharacterized. The coding region runs from base 1370 to 1870 and encodes 166 amino acids. The transcript has 7 exons. The record is from RefSeq and is a predicted model, not a curated record. NCBI's taxonomy places the organism in Eukaryota, Metazoa, Arthropoda, Insecta, Hymenoptera, Apidae.
UUUACAAUUAUUAUACAACUAAAUUGAUUCUCUGUCUUUUAAUGCCUGUACGAUUUUAUUUCCUGUACGCAUUACGAAAGCUAAGAUAUAAAAGAGUGGGGCUGUUUUAAAUUAUGCGAAAGCGCACAUGUGUCUUUACGCUCUGCUUUAUUACUAAAGGGACUUAAGGCAUUAUGAUAACGUCGUAAUGUACAUAGCCAGGUAUACGGAAAGUAACGCAGUCGACAUAGGUACUACUGCCUUUAUUCACAAAAAAGAUGAGGACACGUGUACCCCUUAAUUACGGACGUUAAGUAAUUCCCUGAAAGAAUGUUAGUUCUACAAAGACUGUUCCUAACCGUCUGUACAAUAAGGAUCGUACGCCGUUUAAUUGUGCUUUUAGUCUUUUGGAGGUUUAGAAUGAACUUAAUGAAUGUACAGUGAUUAAUGGAUUCUAACCACAUACAUAUAGGAAUAUUAGUUACUGAAAUAAAUUCACAGUAGGGUCUGUAAUCUUUAAAAAAGCUUAUGUGUAGUUCUUAGAUCACACUUUGCCACUUGAGCGUUCAUCGUAAACCUUUUACGCACGCUUCACCUACCAGGCGUCCGGUACAGAAGCAACGGCACCUUCAUUCAGUGUAUAUCGAUCUAAGAUAAGGCGCAAGACGCGAGAUGCGACGUAGACAAAAGAGCGAAAUUCAGUGUCGAGGGCUCGCGGACCCUUCAAGCUUACCUCGCGGAAAUACCGUGAAGCAACGUCUCCCCAACUUCGCGCCGUCUCGUCUCACUCGCGAUGCUCUUGAUGAAAAUAUUUCGCUCGAAAAGCCUUUCGAAACAUUUUCAAUUUACGUCACAAUUUACAGGCGACGCGACGUCUUUUACACGGAUGCGCGGUCGUAUUCCCAGAACGCGACACCUUCCCUACGCCACCCUUAGAUGUAUCUGAGCUCCAUCAUUCGGACAUACAGAAUCCUACGCGACACCCUGCCAAAUAGCCGUGAAAUUCCAUUUCCGACGACGCUACCACGUGCCUUCGGCUUAAUGCAGUCUCUUAUGUAGGUCCUACGUACAAUCAGCGAAUGUGGUUGGAAAGCCGAACCGAAUCGUAUAUCGAUGAUCGAUCGAUCGAUUGAGAUCAAAAGACCCUCUUUCAAGCGACGCACCAGACUUUAUGACGGUCAGUAUAAAAGACUGACCCGGCUCUUAAGGUCUUAGAUAUUUUAUUUUAAACACCCUGUGUAGAUACAUUUAUUGUGAACGUAGGAGAAGGGGGUAUGUCAAAAUGUCAAACGAUUAAGGCUGUCAGUUUUCUCCCGACUCGCCCCGUCCAAAUUCACGUGAUGUCCUUGAUAAACACUGCGAAUUACCGACCAUCCCAAAAGCCAACGUUAUGGAGAAUGCAAGAAUCCACAAAUAUUACAGGGGAUACAAUUCAGGCCCAGGGUGGCUGGUUUACCAAUUUCUAUUGACGGAUGCUAAACUAAGGCACGUAUUUAAUUUGGGUACGCAGUGCGGUGUCGUUACGUUCUUAACCUGGCUCAUGUUAUUAAUUGUCUUCACGUGCUCAUUUUUAAGUGCAAACGCUGUCGUUCGAUGUCUGAACGAUUUUCAGGAAUUACAGAAAGAGGCAGACAAGAAAAUUCCGCGGAAGAAAAGCGUGGCAGACAUCAGGCCGGUGUACAAUUGCAUUCAUAAGCACCUGCGGCAGACCGACGUGUUCCAGAAAAAGACGAUGAAAAUGCUCUGCAAGGAACGUCUGGAGUUGGAGAUCCUUGCCAGCAGAAUCAACUGUAUCAACAAACUGUUGAAGCCCGAGACGCAGACCGAAUGGCGACGGAGCAGAUUGCGGAAAGUGUAUUAUCGUCCAAUUAACUCGAGCGCGUCGAAGUAACGCCGCGGCGCCAUGCCACGUAGCCGUUAACAGCGUAAUUAACCAACCGUACAAACGCGUCCGAUAAAAAAGGUACAAAUCGCCGCGACUUAUUACGGGUAGUAGACUAGACCGUGGGCGAAGUAAAAAUAAGUAAGUAGCGCCGUGGCAAUCGUAAUCAAAUGUUCCCUUCCUACCUGUUACGAACGGAGUUUCAAAUCUUUUUGUGCUCGUUUACCGAACCAUAUGCUUGCAUUUAAUAUACAUUCAUCACGAAUUCUGGGGUAAUUGUUACAACCCUUAUUAUGGCAAGUAUUGUUAUGAAUUCUGUUUAACAGAGCUCUAGCUCUUUAAUGUGAAUUCACUCGCUGUUACUUGUGAUUGUACAUAAUAAAAUAAUUGAUGAUUUAAGACUGAAUUCAUGUUGAACUGUAACAUUGCUUAAAGGUGGCUUAAUUUGGAUCUAAAUUUAACCCGGGAUCGAUAACACGUGUAUCCGCGUCCACACCAAUCAUUCUCACCCCCAUCCCCCGCUCAUUCCCUCGACGAAAACGGAUAGCAAUUUCUACAAUUAUUGUUUCAAUCCUGAACAACUUCUUCUCGUCUCCAGGAUCAUUAAUAGAAUCGAUAUCUGAUCAUUCGUACAGAACGAAUAGCUUGCCUCCAAUCCACACGUUAAGAAACUAUCAAGUAAUUCCACUGCCAUUAUUUUUACUCUUGAACCUAACUUAACCAUCUUUUUAAAAAUCAUCUUGGUUUGUUAAGCUCGCCCUGGUUAUUCACUAUCGGCGAGCCUGGUAUUCGCUAUCGCCUUCCACCCUCGGAACUCCAUAUUUUAAAUUACAAUAUUCCCGUCUCUGCAAACCUAGCCUAACCUACCCUAACUUAAUCUAACCUCGUCUCUCUACAUCCCUACGAUUCCCUUGAAUAAUUCCAUUAUCCAGAUACAGUCGACGGGACUUUUUUGCGGGUUGGAAGUUGAAUCCCCGGUAUCUUUGAUCGAUAAUAACGCAGAGGGAGGAUCGUUAGCCAGCGGCGCGCGGAAUCAACUUGUACAUUUACCACCGCGCAUAAUUCAUUCGCGCGUUUGACGUAUGUAAUAAUAGAAACAAUGGGGCAACAAGCCGCGGUAACGCGACAGCAAUAACUCAUCGCUAUCCCAGCGCCACAUAACUUCUACGCCACGGCACAGUAGCGGUACCGGGGCUAUCUUUUGAGACACACCGUCGCGCCCCGUCGUUUAUGUGUCUCGCGUUCUGUUGUAUUUGUUGAUUAAUCAAACCGAAUAAUCUGGUCGAACUGAAUUCAAAUAAUACCUAUCCACCCUCUCGCUCUUUGCGCUGCCGGCCUCCUCGAAACGACAAUUUCGGCCGUCCUGUGGCGUGGACAUUAAUAACUAAGCAAUGUAUAGAACAAUGGGUCAUGGGGAUCGAUAAGAAAAAUUGUUUGAGCAAGUACACACCGAUUAUCUCGUUGUUUCCAUUUUAAUGUUCGUUCCACUUUUUAUACUGGAGAGCUUUUCUUAUUAAUGAGCACAGCAUAUGAAAUAAGUUUACGACUGUGGUUUACAGUUUUAUCGGAGUUCGAACAGCAGUGGAACAUUUUGUUAUUUGUUGCUGUAACAUAAUUGAUUUAUGUAACUGCUAAAUAAAUAGAUAACUGAGAUACAUGUGUUUUCCUCGAUGACAGCUGUCUUUCAAGAAGUUUCCUAGUAUAGAAUUUAAUAUCCUCAGUUUAUCCCGUCGAUAUAUCAGCCACGGUUUCCGCACAUUGUGGAGGAUGCCCCUCUCUACGGUUAGGUACUUGUACGGUACAAUUUGCGGUCGUUGAAUGGCUUCUCUUUGCGAAGCGGUAUCACCGUGCCCUUUGACUUUUCCGAAGUUGCCUCGCCGCGCAAAGGCGUGCCUGUGCCCGAUCAAAGCGACCAAUUCGAUUUACCCUCUUCCAAUACGAUUAUCAGCGGCGACUGCAUAUAAAGGUGCAAUAGAAACAAUCCGAUUGUUUUUAUCUUAUGACUGUUUCAAAUCAUAGGUACAAAACGAAUCAGAACGGGAUUCAGCGUCUGGGACUGUUGAACAAUUAAUUAAUUGGUGAAAGGAUUAAAAAUGAAUUAUUUUGUUAGAAUCAAUGAAGUCGUUCGCAAGGGUGCUAAACAAAGUAUUUAACGACGAUGUUAGAAAUCGACGAUGUUCUAAUAAAAGGUUUGGUACAAGUGAAUUUUCUUAGAGUGGCUCGUGGUUUAUAUUUUAAUAAUUGAUAUUCUAAUAAUUAUUAUUGUUUUUCUUUAAAUUAUAUGUACCCUGGAGUGCCUCAAGGUCACUUCAAGGACGUCGGUUUAUUCUACGUGUAUACGUUGAUUGCUGCUUAUCUCUGUAUUAGCGAGGUAUACGAGGUAACCGCAGUUGCCAAUCACAGGCGUUGAUAUAUCGCAUUAUUGAAUACCCCGGUAACGCUUUCAGUUAAUUACAUUGCGUUAUCGGUGGCCUCUCGAAAAUUUUCAAUAGCUUCUGCAACUUGCUUAUAAAGAAAUUAUAGUGGUCAUGCAGAUUGAACAAUGUAAUAAUGUAACAAUGUAAUAAUGUAAUAAUGUAACAAUGUAACAAUGUAACAGUGUGAAAAUGUAACAUUUGAAGUUAGAAAAUUCGAGUGACUACCCUAGCCCCUUAACAUUAAAUACACACAACUGGAGUACCUGUAGACUUCAUAAAAAUUGUAUCAGUGUAAAAUCGAGUUGAACUGGUUAGGAAGCCUCUGAAGAAGAAUGCCUGACAAAACAAAGGGCAGUGAUAAAUUUUAUUUGAAGAUGCGAUACAGACAUCUGAACCUUGUUUAAAGAGCUUCUUUCGCCUACAUCUUUUCCUCCCCCUUGCAGUUUGUCACCGGCGUAAACCUCUUCUUCUUUUAUCAUCGAGUGUGUUUGCCGUCAUCGAGGAGCGGCUUUUUGAAAUGGAUCACUGGCUCCGCGUUAUCUACUUACUUACAUAGACGUAGGUAAAGACUCCGCGCCGGGUAAAAUGUUUCUCUUGGUAUGGAAUCGAUACCGCGGUAUAAUCCUGAAACGCUUGUCAAGAAACUGACGAGUUCAUCGAGUGGACGUGCAUACAAUGAGGUACCUAAGUAGAUUUGUUUGAUCACACGAUAGGAUUACUUACCUACGGGUCGUCGAUCCGCGUUAAUAAUUAAGUUUAUUUCCUAUGCGAAAGGUGCUUACAAUUUAAAAUCGCUCGAUUCUUUUAAAUAAUACGUUUUACAUCCUGGUACUGUAAUAUGCAAAAUCUAUUUUUAAGGGAUUCUAUUUGCUGCGCGAAAGGUUCUCAUGGUUUCAUAAGUAAUGUUUCGAGCAAAGUAAAUUUUUUAAGUGAUAUAUUUUGCACUUUUCAAUGCAUCUUGAAUUGUAUUUUAUAUGCAUAUUUACGCAAACCCAGUUUCUAAAACGGUUUCCAUCAUUAAGGAACUUUUAUUGUAUUUUAAUUUUUAAUACAAUUCCUCUAGUUUUCUUCUUAAUAUUAUUUAUGAAAUUCGUCCAUGUAAUGUGACUCGUAGAUGAUCAAACGUCUUAUUGGUUUCAUAGACCGAUAAGACUGGCAUUGAAUCAAUCAUAUUCUCAUAAAUCAGCCACAGUAAUAAUGUGCCAGCCGUUUCCAUGAAUGACAGGUCAAACUUACUACAUGUAUAAACAUCUGCACACAUACCAUUCGGAUGCCUUUAGUAUAUUUAAUCCUCAUGAAAAUUUCAAUACUCCUAUCGAUUCUCCAAUAUUAUUCACCUAUAAUAUAGUAUAAGACUAUUUAAUUUCCUCUAUGAUUUCUUCCUUCGAUGAAUUGAUUCUUUAAUUAAAAUACCGUACGUCUCGUUAUAACGACAGGUUGUGAUGCAAGGUGACUAUUAAAUUUAUAAAUCUGUGGCUUAAUUAAUACUUAAUUGCCAAUCCUACCAAUCGGUUCGUUAAUUUAUUUAAUUUAUGUAGCCACAUGCAUUUCAUACCAGUUCGUUUUCCGGGAAACAAAACGACUCUAUCCACGGGAAUUAACAACCGGAGUUACGAGGCUUGUUUUUCCUGCGCUCCAUCGUGGCUUCCCUUUUGCCACCCACACCCUCCCCGUCCGCCAGGAAACACGCGUAAAUACGCGAAUUCGAAGAACGGUAAUUCGGAAUGAAACACGAUCCGUGAUCGAUCGAACUUCAAACUCGUUUUUCUACGGAAACAAAGGUCCGCGAAAAUAUAGUCCACUCGUGUCCAUCCAUUUUUCUUCUGUCCCUGCCUUCUUGUUCAGUCCACGAUUCCCUGUCCCGACUGUCUACCUCGAUAAAUCUCACUGGCGAUGCAAUUUCUUUGACGAUUCAUUAUUAUAUUCCUUAAUAGUUCAAUUUAAAAUCGUCAAAUUAAAUAAAUAUGUUGGUACGUAUAGAAGUAUCGUAAAACUAACUUUUUGUAUUGUUAACCCGAUAUCAAAAGCACUGGACAAUUACAAUUAAAAGAAAUGGAAGUGGAAAUGCAUAAACAAAUUCAUUGUUUUACAUAAAUCUCGAUUACAGAUUUGUUUGCUUUUAACUAUUCUUAAUUCCGGUAGCAUAACUUUAAUAUUCAACGAAAAAGCUCUCUCUUUCUCCCCCUCCAAAAAAAAAAAAAACGAAAUUAUCAAGAGAAUUUCUGUGCGCUUUGAAGUAGACGGCAUGGAAUGAAAAGUGAGAGAGGUAGACAAUAAAGGAAAAUGGGUGGCUGGGGUUGAAAUCGUCAUGUGAAGCACUUCGCACUGCUGAUACAAAUGAGAGAAAUAUUUCACUGGGUAGCGAAGUUUCCUUCGUUCGAAAAUUUCUGAAGUGUUGCUUAGUCGAUGGCUCGCCGCGGAAUUAUGUUAUUCCCCGUGUAACGCACCGGUACAGUCAAAACACUUCACGAUUCGUUGGUAUCGAUAAUAUCGAUAAAACUGAGAAGAAAUGACACAAGAAGAUGAAAUCUUCCAAUUGUAUAAAUUGUUGGAUGACUAAUCUGGAUAAAUGAAAUAAUUACAAUAUUGGCUGUCUUUAGUUAUAUCCAGUUUUAAGAAAUCAUUUUUAAGUUCGAAAACAAGUCACUAAGAUAGCUAUAAGGUUCAAAUUCAGCCCCGAGUCACAAAGCUCGGAGUCACAUUCUCCCCCAAUCAUGAAGACACAUACCCACGAUUCGCCAAAUGAAGCAGAUUUUGACUGCGAGACAACCACUGUUGGCUUGAAUUCCUCGCAAUUGUACAGUCCGCACUUGGAAAUAUAAAGUUACAUCGUGAUUACGGUAGCUCAUUUCCACACGGAUCCUGAAUACAACAUAAAAUUAUGUUAUUUAAACCAGUUUCCAAGUGUUCCCCUAUUAAGAAUAAACUUCGCCGAGCAGAAUUCGUAAGUUCGAUCAUGCCAUUGACCUGAAACCACGUGAAAGCUUCGAAUUGAGCGGAUUCAGUUGUUCGCGGUUCUCCAUCUAAAUGGCGAAGACAUUAGGAAGAAUGAAAGCGCGUUUCUCGGUUCUCAACCGAUAUCUCUCGAAGCCAGAAGCUCGAUCCGAUACAAUGUACUGGGUAAAUAUGGAAAAGGAGAUACCGUGAUCUACCCCGUGUCACUUUCGAUAUUAAGCGUCGAUACCAGGAAGAGGGGUUGAAACUGUUCAUUCGUAAAAAUCGUCUUCCGAUGACUAAGUAGAUUACCAUCGCAGCGAGUUUGGUAGUCAGCCUUUGACGUAAGCAAGUCGGCGAGGUCGAGGACGAUAGUCGAAGGCGAGGCGCGCAUGUCGAUGCUCAAGGCAGCCAAUGGACUGGUUGAAAUAUUAAACGGGAGCAAAGACCCUGUUCUCGUGCACCACGUAGCCCGUGGUUCAAUUUCUGCGCCAGAGGCGGUCGAACCGGGGGUGAAGGGGCUGAAUGAAAAUAGACGACGACAGUGGGUGGCCGGGUGGUGGUAGUAAGGGUGGCCGGGGGUGUUGAGCACGCGCCCGGCGAGCGGCGGUGCAGGGGGUGACGCGGGUCG